Messenger RNA from Striga hermonthica, 783 nucleotides. The record is from the annotation of a GenBank genome assembly. Lineage: Eukaryota; Viridiplantae; Streptophyta; Magnoliopsida; Lamiales; Orobanchaceae.
AUGGAGGCUCCAUAUCACAGUCCCCAGCCGGCUUCCCACGGCGGCGACUCCCGGCCGUCCCUCGGAUUCCCCCUCGGCACCGCCCUUUUGCUCCUCGUCAUUUUCAGCCUCAGCGGAAUAUGCUCAUGCUGCUACCACUGUGGUAAGCUCCGCCGCUCCUUGUCCUUCCACGCCACCGCCGAUCUCGAGGCCGCCGCCGCCGUCGUUCACCGCCCCUGCAAACCCGUCAUCCCACCAAUGAAUUUGAAACAGCAAGAGACGCAGAGUUUGCCGGUUAUAAUGGCUGGGGAUAAUGUUCCGAAAUUCAUAGCUUUGCCAUGUCCAUGUGAACCGCCGCGACUGGGGAAAAUUAUCGACGGCGCCGACCUGAAGAAACCGCCGUCGCGUGAAGCUGUUGGUGCACACCACUACAUUGUCACGGUCAGCGCGAACCGUCGGGUCAGCCCAGAGCCGGUCCGUAUGUACGGGUCAUUGAACCAUACUCGUGCUACAAACGGGCUGGUUGAUGGUCUUAAUUGUUUUAUUUUAACCCACUGUGUCCUGGCCGGAAAACAGAGACCUGUUCAUGCCGUCGCCGCCUGCUUCUCUCGCCAUGGUUUCCGGCGACUUGCAGCUUUCUUUGCCGUCGCCGUGAAUCCAUCAUCAGCCGCCAGAUACCCGCUGUUGAACUCCUCAGCCGACGAGGAGACUCAUACAACAUUUGUUCGUGAGGCUUUCGAUUUCCGAGUUCCGUUUGUCCGUUCGGUCUCGUUCCUUCCGUCCGUUUGCCAACUGGGCUUGUAG